Molecule: messenger RNA, 324 nt
Organism: Pediculus humanus corporis (human body louse)
Lineage: Eukaryota; Metazoa; Arthropoda; Insecta; Psocodea; Pediculidae
Exons: 3
Coding region: 1-324 (107 amino acids)
Source: RefSeq, a predicted model, not a curated record
AUGUUUAAUCCUUUUGGGAACGUGUCAUGUAUCAGAACGUAUAAAGCAGUAGAAAAAUCAAACGGUCUUUGGUGUCACAUGUGUUAUACGAUGGAUAUAAAUAAAGAAUAUUGUAUGAACGUGACAAGAAACGAUUCGUCACUUCAUUAUAAAUGUCACGGUGACAUGAGAAUGUGUAUGGUUAAAAGAGUUUCUUAUUCGGCAUCGACGAGUAAUAGUUCGGGUAGCGUACAUAAAGUAUGGUCACUAGAAAGAAAUUGCACACAAAAAUGCGAACCCGGAUGUAUAAUAAUAGGUAUAAAUCAAACAACAACAACAAUUUAA